UAGAUGGCUGAGUGUCAUUCUGCUGCCACAAACUGAGAAGCACGGAGAGAAAGACGUGAGAAACCGUGUGGAAAACCCCCCCACAAAUAACCGAACCGUCACAACGUUGUAAAUGAAAACAACAUGGAGGUGUGACUGAAGACGUCUUUUCUAGGCAAACCGAGGAGCUGAAGCGAAACAGCUCGCUUAGGAGGUUGCGGAUUCCUGCGAAGUUUGUGUCGAACAAACGUCCUGCGGCUGGGCUAACGACACCAUUGUGCUAACCUUCCACCUUCCACGCAGCCCCACUCAUCCAAACAACGAAAAUGGUGUCCUGGUUAAUCGCAAGGAGUGUUGUGCUUGUGUUUGGGACUCUGUAUCCUGCAUACUACUCCUACAAAGCUGUGAAGACCAAAAAUGUCAAGGAAUAUGUUCGAUGGAUGAUGUAUUGGAUUGUUUUUGCCCUCUACACUGUGGCAGAGACCAUCACUGACCUUACACUGGCAUGGUUUCCCUUGUACUAUGAACUGAAAGUAGCAUUUGUCGUCUGGCUCCUAUCACCCUAUACCAGAGGAGCAAGUUUAAUUUACCGGAAAUGUUUGCACCCAAUGCUGUCCUCCAGGGAGAGGGAAAUUGACGAGUACAUUGUGCAGGCCAAAGAGAAAAGUUAUGAAACCAUGGUGAACUUUGGCAAGCAGGGACUCAGCAUUGCAGCCACUGCUGCCGUCACUGCAGCUGUCAAGGGUCAGGGUGCAAUCACAGAGAAGCUGCGGAGCCUGAGCAUGCAUGACCUCACACAGAUUAAUCAGCAAGAUGGAGGUGAAAACCAGUUGUAUCGUUACACCUCCCAUGCUGCUAAUCCUGCCAUCAGACGAUCUCAGAGCGCUGAUGUACCUGAUGAAGGAGAAUACUUUUAUGACCAGGACGACGUGAGCGACGACGAGGCAGAGCCAACCCUCUCCGAAGAUGAGGCUCUUUCUCAGAGAGGACUGAGGCGAUCUCAGAGUGUCAGGCUGACACGAUCCAGAAUCCGCAAAGAUAAUCGCUAUGGAUCCUUGAAGAUUAAAGGCAAGAAGAGACCAGCGCUGAGCUCCGUCAACUACGCAAUGUGAACACUCCUCUUGGCACACACCCACACACACACACACACACACGCACACACACGCACACACACACACACACACACACACACACACACACACACACACACACGACCACACUUGUAAUUAGAUUUCUUAAUAGGUUUGCUUCCUAAAAAGGUAUUUUUCAUAAUGAACUACAAUUUUUAAGUAAGUCGCUUUGUUUUAAGUGUUUUUAAAGGCCUACUGAAACCCACUACUACCGACCACGCAGUCUGAUAGUUUAUAUAUCAAUGAUGAAAUAUUAACAUUGCAACACAUGCCAACACGGCCGGUUUAGUUCACUAAAUUGCAAUUUUAAAUUUCCCGCGGAGUUUCUUGUUGAAAACGUCGCGGAAUGAUGACGCGUGCGCGUGAGGUCACGGACUGUCUGGAAAUAUUAGAAUAUUAGCGCAGCACCAUUUGCGGCUAAAAGUCGUCUCUUUUCAUCGCGCAAUUAAAUGGUAUUCUGGACAUCUGUGUUGCUGAAUCUUUUGCAAUUUGUUCGAUUAAUAAUGGAGAAGUCAAAGCAGAAAGAUGGAGUUGGGAAGCUUUAGCCUUUAGCCACACAAACACACGGUGAUUCCUUGUUUAAAAUUCCCGGAGGUGAAGCUUUACUAUGAAUCAGAGCGGUCAAACGAACAUGGUUCCCGACCACUUGUCAACUGGCAGGUUUCGGUGAGAAAAUUGUGUUAAAAAGUCGCCUCUUACCGGAAAUCUGUGGAGUCUGCGCCGUCCUUGUAUCUGCCGUGACUUCCCUCAGACACUGGCCUCAAGACACCCAUUAACAAACCCCUCCGAUUAUCAGGUACUAUUUAGUCUCACUAAAACACUAGCAACACAAUAGAAAAAUAAGGGAUUUCUCAGAAUUAUCCUAGUAAAUGUGGCUAAAAACAUCUGAAUCCGUCCCAAUGCAAUCGCCUCUUUUUUUAAAACUUUUUUUUCUUCUUUUUUUUCUAGUCCUUCGCUAUCAAUAUCAUCAUCCACAAAUCUUUCAUCCUCGCUCAAAUUAAUGGGGAAAUUGUCGUUUUGUCGGUCCGAAUAGCUCUUGCUGUUGGAGGCUCCCGUUAUAAACAAUGUGAGGACGUGAGGAGCCCUCACCCUUUUGACGUCAUCGUCUGCGACUUCCGGUAAAGGUGAGGCUUUUUUAUCAGCACCAAAAGUUGCGAACUUUAUCGUGGAUAUUCUCUACUAAAUCCAUUCAGCAAAAAUAUGGCAAUAUCGCGAAAUGAUCAAGUAUGACACAUAGAAUGGACCUUCUAUCCCCGUUUGAAUAAGAAAAUCUCAUUUCAGUAGGCCUUUAACUCACACAGUAAUAUUUUUACCAUGACUAUUAUUAUUAUGAGACGAAGAGACCUAAUGCCUGCUGUUGGUCAAAGUUGUGUCAUCCAGUAUGGAAGGCAUUUACUUUUUCAAGGCACAUGUGUGUAUUUUUCUCAAAGAAGAAACUAUUUGAACACUUCCUAAUGGCUUUACGAAUGGAUGGCAUAUUCUCUCCUGAGAGGUGUCGUCUGGCACCGGAAACACUCCUCAUCACGCCUGUGUGGAAUUGUCCCAGCCCAGACUUCCCCCUAAGACACUUUUUGGAGUUUGAAUGAGUCACACGUGGGAAAAAUCCCUUCUCUCUUCGUCUGACAUCCUUUCACAGUCAACACAAAGAUGACAGAAAAUGUAAUUUCAUGAAGCCCAAAUCUCUUUUUUUUUUUUAUUAGCUUCGUGCACAUUUUAAAAAUACAAUUCCAAAGAGCAAAAAUGAGGGAAAAGAAGUAAUAUCAGGAGAAAAAGUUGGCAUGUCAAUGCUAAUAACACAAAGCUAACAUGUAGGCUGUUUUUUCUUAGCGUACUAGAUUAUUUUUUACAAUAUAAACAUUCCCCGGCAGUCAUUAGAUUUUUAAAAAAUUGUUGUGUGAAAAUGUCUAUUUAUAUAUACAUUUUUGGGCUGAAAUCCAAACUCCAUCUCUUCAAAGGUGACUUUGUUGUCAACACCAUAGAAAUACUUCAUUCCAGGUUCUGGUUGUUCCUUUUCAACUUUUCAUGCCUAUUAUCCUGGUUUGCUGUUAUAUAUGUAUGUAUUCUGUGGCUCAAAAGGGUUUUAUGUAUAAAUACUAGUUAUUUUUGUCAAUGCGUCUCAUCCCAAAGCUUUUUGUUACUGCUGUUUUGUUUGCUGGUCAUCUCAGUUUCAGUAAUGAAAUGUAGGUCACACAGAACAACCUUGUCUUUGAUCAAUCGUCAGCAAUUGAUCAAUCUUUUUAAUAGGGGUGUCGAAAAUGUUUUAUUUUCAGAUUAAUCACGAUUUUUAUACGAUACAUUUUUUAAAAUUUUUUAUUUCUUAUCUUUCCAGUAUGUCCUGUCCAGCCACUCAGAUGAAUCAUAUUGUUGAUGUAGAUCAGAGGUCUCAAACAUCUAGCCCGUGAGACGUUAUGUUUAAUAUGAAGGGCGCUUGACAGCGUCAUACUUGCCAACAUCCCCAAUUUUCCCUGGAGACCCCUGAAUGUUAGGGCACCAAUUCUAUCGAAGCCCCUGUGGAUAUUAACCAGAUCAACAAUAUUCAGGGAGUGCCAUAAUGGCACUGCCUUUAGCGCCCUCUACAUCCUGAACUGACAGUGUCGCAGCCCAGUUGUAUGUUGCAUCUGGCCAUGCAAGACGCACGUGUGGUAUUGCAAAAUAUAUUUGAUCAACAGCUACACACGUCACACCAAGGGUGGCCGUAAAAAAAACUUUAAUAAUGUUAAAAAUAUGUGCCAGACUGUGAACCCACAUCAAACAAGAAUGACAAACACAUUUUGGGAGAACAUCCGCAUCGUAACACAACAUAAACACAACAGAACAAUUACCCAGAAUUCCAUGCAGCCCUAACUCUUCCGGGCUACAAUAUACACCCCCCCGCUACCACCAAUCCCCCACCCCCCACCCUCCCUACUUGCGUCGGUUGAGGUGUUGUAUAUUGUAGCCCGGGAGACUUAGGGUUGCAAGGUUUUCUGGGUAUUUGUUCUCUUGUGUUUAGUUGUGUUAAGGUACGGAAAUUCUCCCAAAAGCGGUUUGUCACUCUUUGUUUGGUGUGGGUUCAAAGUGUGGCGCAUAUUUGUAACAGUGUUAAAGUUGUUUAUACGGCCACCUUCAGUGUGACGUGUAUGGCUGUUUACCAAGUACGUCUUGCAGCCUCUGACGAUGUUCUGCACAAGUCUCAUACAACAUGUUAUGUAAAAGCGUGGGCGAUGACAUGUAGUGGAGCAGUAGUCCUCUUUUAAGGGGUGUGCGAACCCCUGGAGUAACUUGAUGGUAUGCAAAGGGACAAGUGAGAUUUAUUAAAAACGUUCUAAAAAAAAAUAGCAGCAAUUCAUAAAUCCUUUAUACAAAUGUUUCUUGAAAAAUACUUCAAUGAAAUAUGAAUGUAAGUCCAUAAACUGUGAAAAAAAUAAUACAACAAUCCAACAUUCAGUGUUGACAGCUAGACUUUUUAUGGACAUGUUCCAUAAAUAUUGAUGUUAAAGAUUUCUUUUUUUGUGAAGAAAUGUUUAGAAUGAAGUUGAUGAAUCCAGAUGGAUCUCUAUUUCAAUCCCCAACGAGGGCACUUUAAGUUGAUGAUUACUUCUAUGUGUAGAAAUCUCAAUUUAUAAUUGAAUCACUUGUUUAUUUUUCAACAAGUCUUUUAGUUAUUUUUAUAUCUUUUUUUCAAAAUAGUUCAAGAAAGACCACUACAAAUUAGCAAUAUUUUGCACUGUUAUACAAUUUAAUAAAUCAGAAACUGAUGACAUAAUGCUGUAUUUUACUUCUUUAACUCUUUUUUUCAACCAAAAAUGCUUUGCUCUGAUUAGGGGGUACUUGAAUUAAAAAUUUGUUCACAGUUUACAGUGAAAAAAGGUUGAGAACCACUGUUGUAGAGGACGUUAAAGGCAGUGCAGUCACGGCAGCCCUUAAUAAUGUCGGCAAAGUGAAAAUUGGGACAAAUUCGGGGGAAUGGUUGCACCGGUAGAUUGUCGGGAGGUGCACUGAAAUUCAGGAGUCUCCUGGAAAAAUCCUGAGGGUUGGCCAGUAUAUUGCUAGGUCGGGAAAGCCAUUCAUAUAAGGUGAAUUCAUUAAAAAGUGCAUGUUAGAUUUUUUUAAGAAAUCUUUUCUUGCGGCCCAGCCUCACCCAGUUUCUGCAUCCAGUGGCCCCCAGGUAAAUUGAGUUUGAGACUCCUGAUGUAGAAGAUCAUAUCUGCUGUACAGAUUUCAAAAAAGAGAAGUGUUGGGUACUUCUCUUGUUGCCUUAUUAUUAUUAACCAACGCCCCUCCGUGCGUUGGUUGAGAUGAGCGGGGUUGGGGGGGGGUUGGUGCUAGCGGGGGUGUAUAAUGUAGCCCAGAGAAUGUUAGGGAUGCAUGGGAUUCUGGGUAUAUGUUCUUUAGUUUUUAUGUUGUGUUACAGUCCCGAUGUUCUCCCGAAAUGUGUUUGUCAUUCUUGUUUGGUGGGGGUUCACAUUGUGGCGCAUAUUAAUAAGAGUGUUAAAGUUGUUUAUAUAACAACCCUCAGUGUAACCUGUAUGGCUGUUGAUUAAGUAUGCGUUGCAGUCGCUUUCGUGUGUUAACAGAGGCCGAAUAUAAGAUGUGAUCAGUCCGCACGCAGAUCGCGUGGUGUAAAAGCGGGCGCGACGACAUGUUGUGGAGGAGGUUAAAGGCAUUGCUAUCACUGCACACCCUCAAUAUUGAAGUCCAGGUAAAAAUUGGAGAAUGUUAUCCCCGGGUGAUAUCUGAGAGAGAGAGAGGCACUAAAAUCCGGAAACCUCCCGGAAUAAUCGUUGGGGUCGGCAAUUUAGCAGCUGAGCCACAUCAGAAUGAUCAAAGAUUCGGAUGCGGCUUCAGAGCCGCGGGUUGCCGACCCCUGCAGUAUACCAUAGACACUCCAAUAAAAUGCUAAUAAGAGAGCUUUUCCUUGGAAUGAAUGAAGCAUAAAAUACAUUUAAUUAAAGGUAAAACAUAGUGGAAAUGGUUGCUUUCUUUUUAUAACAGUGCUUUUUAUUAUUAUGCUUUUUUGUAUGGAUUGAUAAUGAGUAUUGUCUUAAUCAUGUACAGUAAUAGACUCGAGGGAGGGUUUUUGUGGACAGUAUGUUCUUAAAGGUGAGUUAUUUGGUGUGUGUAUCUACAAACACAACAUUAUUAGUCUGAUAUAAACUGCUAAUUAAAAAAAUCAAGGUAAAACUUAAAGGACACAAUGCAGUCAGUCUCACUUAGGAAGCAACAGUGAUGGACGAUCAUGCUGUUUUGCAAGUGGAAUAAACAACAGGUGGCGCUCUCCACUUUGUGUGUGACUCCAAAUCCAACAUGGGUUCAUAUAUUUGAUUUCACUGCUGUGUGAUGGUGUUGCUUGCACUUUUAACUCUGUAAAGAAGAAAGUAUUUAAUAAGAAUGUCAUUCAUUCCCAUCUCUGAUGUUAUUUCAGUGUUCCCUUCAUUUCUAAGAGCAGUUGACUAAUGAGCACUUUGUACUAACAAGAUGUUUUCUUCAUCCGCUGAAAACUGGCUUUUGCGGUCAAGUCCUUUCUAUUGAAGCUCUGCAAAGCUGGAUUAUUGUGAACCCAAAUACACAACCACGUCUUUUUAAACGUCUGGUGUAGUUGAUCUAUGUUCAGCUCUGACUUUGAGAUGGCACAACAAACCAAACUUUGCAUAUUGUCAUAUUUCUGGUCAAUGUUCAUAAAUAAUAUACACCAAAGUUUUGUGUACAGGAUUUGGAUGAUUGUUAAAUGGAUUGUGUGGCAAUGAAAUGAAGAUGCCUUGUUCUUCUGUGGCAACAACA
Messenger RNA from Nerophis ophidion (straightnose pipefish), 6869 nucleotides. It is a transcript of the gene reep3b, whose product is annotated as receptor accessory protein 3b. Gene Ontology annotation, molecular function: microtubule binding. The coding region runs from base 306 to 1091 and encodes 261 amino acids. Gene Ontology annotation, cellular component: endoplasmic reticulum membrane; endoplasmic reticulum tubular network; cytoplasmic microtubule. The record is from RefSeq and is a predicted model, not a curated record. The transcript is spliced from 8 exons. Gene Ontology annotation, biological process: endoplasmic reticulum tubular network organization. Lineage: Eukaryota; Metazoa; Chordata; Actinopteri; Syngnathiformes; Syngnathidae.